Protopolystoma xenopodis is the source of this 1053-nucleotide messenger RNA. The record is from the annotation of a GenBank genome assembly. NCBI's taxonomy places the organism in Eukaryota, Metazoa, Platyhelminthes, Monogenea, Polystomatidea, Polystomatidae.
AUGGCCCGGUUCCCCGGCGCCGGGCCCACCUGUUGCCGUGACAAUCAACACAAGGCCCCGUUGCCAUGUCGGUCAGACGAGGCGGCGUCCAGAGCGGCUGAUGUCGCGUCGGCCGGUCGAGAGAGAGGCCGUUUCGUCGAUCCUUGCAGCCAACUUUUGCACGUCUGGCAGGGCAUAGUGACGCUGGCCUUUCUCUACAACCUCUGGGUCAUUGUCUACCGAUUCGCUUUUGACGAGGUCUCCACGGCAACUCGAAUCACCUGGUUUCUGGCCGACUAUCUGGCCGACGCCGUCUACCUGGGCGACAUCAUUGUCGGCCUGCACACGGCCCACUAUGAAGAGGGUGUGCUACAGACGACGCCCAGCCGGAUUCGAGCCCACUACAUGAACUCGACGCGUUUCUAUGUCGAUCUUCUGGCGCUGUUGCCGCUCGACUUUCUCUACCUUUCGAUCGGCUACAUGUCGCUGGUGCGCAUCAUUCGGCUCGCCAAGUUCCGUCAAGUUCUCGCCUAUCCGGCCCACUUCGAGCGCCACACGGCGCACCCGAACGCCUUCCGAGUCGUCUACCUUUUGCACGGAUUGGCCAUCCUCUUUCACUGGAACGCCUGUCUGCAUCGUUUGGUCGCCGGGCUUGUGCUGUACCGCGGCGCCGGCCUCCUCGACGCCGACUUCUCGGCCGAAGUGGCGGCCGCACUGCGUGACGCUUUGGCCACUUGGCGCAGUCCCUUCGUGACAGCCGAUCCAGUCGCGGCAGUUGGAGUUGACAACCGGACGGUCAAGACGACCGUCGCGAGCACGCGGACCAGGGCGGGCAGCAACGCGUAUCUGGACACUCUGUACCAUUCGACAAUGGCGCUCACCCUCACCGGGACCGGACUGCCGACUCCGUUCGAGAAUGUCGGAUACUUGUUCGUUCUAUUCGAGUUGGUGCUCGGCCUGCUCGUCUUCGCGUUGGUGCUUGGCUACAUCUCAAAUAUACUCUCCAACAUCAACGCUGAACAGAAAGAAUUCCAAAGUGAGUCAUGCCGGUGGAGAGAAUGGAAAUCGCGGUGA